AUGGACGACUGGAGCUCGAAACAGCUCCCUGAGCGCCUUCCCUUCUCGAAGAAGCGGCUGUCCAAAAAAGUCAUCUUCUCCUACAUCGUCGACUAUCUCAUCAUCGUUGUCCUGAUCGGAGUCUUCGCAAUCGUCGACAAGAUCCCUCCUUUCCACCAACACUUCUCGCUCGACAACUACACCCUCCACUACCCCUUCGCCGUCAAAGAGCGCGUACCGGUCAUCUGGCUGUGCGUCUAUGUCAUGGGAGCACCGGCCGUCGUCAUCGGCAUCUACACACUCGUCAUCGAUGGCCUGUUCUCACACCAGACGACGAUGCCUUCGGGACGGAGUGGCAUCAAGCGUCUGUCGGGCAGAUAUAGGUUCAAAGACCGGUUGUGGGAGCUGAACUGCGGUAUCCUCGGCUUGGCUCUGAGCGUCGCUGCUGCCUUCACAAUCACCGGGGCUUUGAAGAAUGCAAUUGGGAAGCCGCGGCCGGAUCUCAUGAGCCGAUGUGAGGCAGACCCGGUCAAAAUUGCGGCGGUAAGGGCCGUCAACUACACGCUCGCAACGAUCGACAUUUGCACGCAAAAAGAUGAUUACAUUCUACAAGAUGGGUUCAAAAGCUUCCCAUCCGGGCACAGCAGUGUGUCAUUUGCUGGCCUGUUCUAUCUCUCAAUCUACCUGGCUGGAAAGCUGCACGUCAUGGACGCAAAGGGCGAGGUCUGGAGGACUUUCCUGGUCAUGGUUCCCGCACUGGGCGCUGCUCUGAUUACAGGCACUCGAAUCAUGGACGCUCGCCAUCACCCGUUCGAUGUGCUCUCUGGUGCUACGCUAGGCAUAGCGGUCGCAUGGGUGUCUUACCGUCAGUACUUUCCUCCCGUGACGGAGACGUGGCGCAAAGGACGAGCGUAUCCGGUGCGUGCCUGGGGUAAAGCAUCGCGCGUCCCAACUGCACCCGCGAUCAUGAUUGACGAAGACGUUCAUCCCCUGCGACCCAUGGGAAAGCCCAUCGACGAGGAGCGUGGCGAAGCCUCUGGGUUUUCAUCUACUACCGCACUUCCUGCUGGUGGCGAUGGCAAUGUUUUUCGCCAACAGAUUUCGAAUUCGCAACGAAGACGUCAAGAGCAAGGUGAGCAGUAUGGAAUCGAUCGUACCGACACGAUUGCCUCGAGCAAUUACCGGACCGAGACCAUGGGCUCCACUAUAUCCGCAAAGGUCAACAAAUAUCAAGGGCAGAUGCCGGCUUCGAAUCCUUUUGCCGCAGAAGCGGCUCGGCAACGUCGGCAGGACACCUACGACUACUCUUCGUCAGAAGAUGAUGACAACUACGAGUUGCAACAGACACAUACACUGUCUGCUCCUCAGAAUAGCACUGCGUAUAACCCAAUCUCGGGAAGGUUUACAGACACGGGAUACCAUCCACCUCCCGGCUUGUCUCCUCAUCCGACACCGCCUCCGAUGAAUACAGUCUCCCCCCACCCAACCAUGUCACCUACGGGGGAUCUCAGUGAGCGACGGGAUGGCGCACCUGCGCCUCCUCCGCACUCGAUUGGAAUGGCUAUUGGUACAGCGCCUCAGCAAAUAUAG
Molecule: messenger RNA, 1569 nt
Organism: Plenodomus lingam JN3
Lineage: Eukaryota; Fungi; Ascomycota; Dothideomycetes; Pleosporales; Leptosphaeriaceae
Biological process (GO): phospholipid metabolic process
Molecular function (GO): phosphatidate phosphatase activity
Source: RefSeq, a predicted model, not a curated record